Messenger RNA from Saccostrea echinata, 5231 nucleotides. RefSeq lists its product as uncharacterized. The coding region runs from base 68 to 2674 and encodes 868 amino acids. The transcript has 11 exons. NCBI's taxonomy places the organism in Eukaryota, Metazoa, Mollusca, Bivalvia, Ostreida, Ostreidae. The record is from RefSeq and is a predicted model, not a curated record.
GAUUGAGAUAGGAUAUCAAGUGUUCUGGUCUAUUUUUCAGGUCUGAAAGACUUGAAAAGAAAAUGAUAUGAUGGCAACAAAGAAAGAAUCAGACAGUCCCCAGGAACAGGCUAACUCAAAUGUCAGUGAUGAAAGCUCAAGAUUAUUCUCAGUUUCAAAAACAAUUCCAAACUUUUCCUCAGAGGAUGAAGGUGAUGAAGUUGCUUAUAUUGCUCCCAGUCCAGUAUUUCUGAAGUUCUCCAGACCCAGAAAGAAACCUCAUUAUUCUCAUGGGAGUGGAAACAACACAAAUACUAAGGACAAAAACAACUCUUCCAAUGAAGCUUCUUCUAAACAGGCCUCUCAAUCAAGUCGAGUGAAAAAUGUCCUCAAAUUCUCCUCACUCAUGGAUGAGUCAUUUCCUGAGGAGAUGAAAUUCUCCCCAAUAUUUAAGUCUAGGUCCUUCAUUGAUGAGACAUUUCCUGAAGAAUUUAAUUCCUAUGCUUUGCCAAAAUCAAAUCAGAAUUUUGAAUUGGGUGCAACUAAAGUCCAUAAAAAGAAGGGCAUAAUCCAAUCCCCCGAAGCUUUGUGCAGCAAUGAUAACCAACCUGAUUCUAAUAUCAUGGAGAAGGCUCGAAAAUACUCUCAGAAAAUUGGAAGCAAAAUGAGAGCCGAAAAGAAGGCAAUUGCAAAACAAUAUUUUCAUGAAUUGUUACAUUCUUGUGAUGAGGAAAUAGAAGGAGAUGAGGAAGACAAGGAUCCAGGCAGUAGGAAAGUUCACAGGAAAAAGAAAAAGAGGAAAGCAGAAGUGGUUGGUGACAUUUCAUCUAGUAAACAUGAGGAACAAGAAUAUCUCAGCCAGGCAGAGAAACGACACAAGAAGACGUCAAUAGUUGCUCAAAAGUCUCGUUUGGAUGGGGAAGAGGCCUUGAAGAAAGUACAAGGACGAAAGAAAGACCAGUCCAGUACUGUGAGCAGUGUGACUAAAAUUUCUGAUAUGCAAGCUGAUAGCAGUUGUGGUGCUGGGAGAGAGAUCUUGGAUGGAGAUAAAAUUCUCAGAGAUAUGCUGUCCAUGGAUAGUAUGGCACAAAGACAUGAAAAACCUCAGAGGAGAUGUAGACAAAAUCUGUACUCAAAUAUUCCUAAGGAAUUGCAAUGGCCAUCUUCGUCAGAGUCAGAAAGUGAAGAAGAUGAUUUGGAUUUGAGUAUCAGUUGUUCUCAGAAAGGCCACCAUAAACCCUCCAGAUACUCUCCAGGUCACAGUCAUUUGGAGAAAGAUAUGCAGUCUAAUAGAAGAAGGAAUGUGACAAGCAAUAGUUCUUCUCCUAAAUGUAGAAGAAAUUUGGAUAUACAAAGCCAUAAUGCAGGUGUUUCAAAAGGAGUCAGGGAUAAUGUGAGGGAUCUUUACAACGAGCAGACAUGGUUGUAUAACAAUACAGACUUGUCCGAAGGAGCCACUGCUAUGCAUUCCAGCCCAGUGAAGAUUAUCAGCAUCAAUAAGCAUGUUCACCCAGGGGAUAAAAAACAACCACCAACAGGUUUAAAUUGUACAGAGAAAUACCACAUGCCUCAACAUGAGCAUGGCUCAGAUCCACAAAAUAAAGCUGCCAAAAGGUUUCCGACUGUGAUAUCUAUAUCAGAUGAUGAGUCGAUAUCAGGAGAGUCAUUCUCAGACAGACAUGAAGGAGAGGUUUUGGAAGGGAAUGCAUUACCUACACGAAGGAGUCAACGAUUUGCAAGAAAAACCAGACAAUCGAGCUUGGAGAGGGGAGAAGCUGAAAAUCCCCUUGUCCCCUCCCCAACGUUUAUGCACCCUUAUAGAAAUUCGGGGUUGGCUGCACGCCUAACUGCUGCAGAUAGCACAAGCCAAAGAACACCAUCUAGAAGUAGUGUAAAAGGGAGACCACUGAGACCAAACAGGAAUUGUCGUCAGCGCAGUGAGAUAUUAGCUUCCCCGAGAUCACAGAGUGUUUUCCAGGCAGUCAGUGAGAUGGAGAUGGACGAGGAAAUGGCAAGGCGACUACAGGAGGAAAUGGACUUUGAGUAUGCCAUGACACUGUUCAAUGCUGAGAGCCAGGCCCAAACCCCACCUUGUCCCAGGCUGUCGGAUUACCACACCCAUGAUAGUGACUCCCCUACAACAAUGCUCACCAGGGGGAUGAGACAGUCCACUAGGGACAUGGAUAUUGUUCUUGAGUCCUUGUUCCAUGAAGAGUCAGAAGAUAGCUCUAUGGAGAAUUCAGUGAUGGAUUUUCCAUUUGGUUCACACAUGCUGGUAUCACAUGGCGUUAAUCGACGUGGAAACAGAAAUAGAGGUCGUCGUCAUGUUUUAGAUUGGACAGAGAGGCUUUUGCAGGAUGAUUUACAUCAAGGAAGAAAUAACAUACCAAGAAGAUUGCUUACUCACAACAGAACAUUCUCAUCCAAUGACUUUGAGGAUCUUUUGAGCAUAGCAGAAUUACUGGGGGAUGUGAAACCCAAAGGUAUCUCCAGCGAGGAGGCAACACUCCUCCCAGAGAAAAAAUUCCAUGCCAACAACAAAAUGACUUCCUGUUCCAUCUGCAUGUGUGACUACAUUCUGAAUGAGAGGCUGAAAAUUCUUCCAUGCUUCCACGAAUUUCACGGAGAGUGCAUAGAAAAAUGGAUUGUUACCAAUGCCACCUGUCCCAUAUGUAGAGUGGAAGUCAAAGUAUGAAGACAUCACAUGAUUUGCAUAAAAAGAUCACAUGAUAUGCAUAAAUAAAUCACAUGAUGAUAUGCAUAAAAAUAUAGAUUACAUGUGUCCAUGUGUCCUUAUACCUCAGCUGUUGCCCCGAUGUUAAUGUCCUUAAUACUUUAAAUUUGUGUUGCCAUGCUUUACUAGGGAUGUUAACAUUUAUUCCAUAUUUGUUUUGUGUUUAUAGCGCAUCAUUUAUGGUAAAUGUUAUGCAGAUGUAAAUAUAUUACAUGUAUAUCCUUGAAGAUUGGAAUUCACUUUAUUCUUGUACCUGUAAAUGCAUGAUAUCCUUGUGGGCAUUAUACACUUUCUAGGGAUGUUGUGUUAAUCUGUCUUUCAUUUAUUGGAGGUCAUAAAGCAAAAUAAUGACAAAUUAUAUUGACUUAAAAUCAUUAAAAAUAAAAGUGGUUAUUAUCUUUGGGUUGAUAAAACUUGCCGUCAUAUGAUAACUUCUGGAUUUUUUUCUCUUUGGGAUGUAUCAUAAAGCUUUUGUUUCCUAAAAACUUUUUUUUUUUUGCAUGCAUGCAUGAAGGCUUAUAACAUUUAUUGAUACUUUAGGAAAGUUAACAAAAAAAAUAAAUGAGCAUUAUUUUUAUUCAAAUGAUAUGCAAUAUGCGUGCACCUUUAAAUCAGCUGUUAAUUGUUGAGUGCUCUACUCUCCUCAAAGAAGGAAGUGGGGCAAACUACAACAACUGAAUUAAUUAAAUUUAUAUCUACAUGUAUUUAAUGUUUAUGUCUUAUGAAAGAAAAAAGUGCGAAGUAUCUUUUUAAUGGAUGCUAGUGGUAUUUGCGUUUGACAGAGACAAAUUUUGAUUAGUUACUUGUUGUAGUGGAGAUUUGAAACUUCACCAUGAUAAAAAAAAUUACCAUGUUAUCAGUAAGAUUCAGGGUAAAAUGUUGCACUCGGUGAGAAGCUUUUCUGAAAAAAAGCAAAAGUUUAAAGAGGUGGUUCUGUGGUUGAAGUCUCACAAAUGUGGAUUUAUUGUGUUCACAACUUUUUUUAGUAUUGACAAAGCUGUUCUUACCAUAAAACUGUAAACUAAAGAAAGUAUUGUAAGCAAUGAUAGAUAAUUAUUAGUAAUUCUCUAAUUUGUAAACAUUUGUUUCUUAAUGUAUCUGUUGCCUCAAGAAAGUACAUUGUACUUUGUAGAUUUUUUUUUUUGUUUUUAAUCCAUUUUGGAACAAAUUUCCCAUACAGUACUGUAGUGUUUUUCACUUGUAUAUUUUGUUUUCUAGUGCAUGUAUAUUACAUGCUGCUUAUUAUGAAAGGUUCUAGUCCAGAGUUUAUCAAGUUUUGUAGUUUUGUGCCUGAAAAGAAAAGCAUCUUUUCUUUGGGUUUGAUGUUGUGAGAAAUGUACAAUAAGAAUUAAUUAUAGCAAUUAUGACCUUGAAAAUCUCUUCUUUUUCAACUCACCUGAGUCCAAGGUCUGAUCAAAAGAUGUUCAUCUUUUCUGUUGUCCAUGCGUCGGAUGUAAACUUUCACAUUUUCAUAUUCUUCUCCAGAACCAUUGGGCCAAUUUCUACCAAACUUGCCACAAAGCAUCUUAGGGUGAAUGGGAUUCAAGUUCGUUCUAUUGAAGGGUCACCCCUCAUUCAAGGGGAGAUAAUAAAGAAAUGGUGAGAAUUUGGUGGUUUCUUUAAUAAAUCUUGUUUUCAAGAACCACUAGGCCAGAAAAUGUGAAAUUUAUGUGAAAUCUUCUUGACCUAGUUUAAAUUCAAUUUUGUUGAAAUCAUGGAUGACCCCAGGGGUAGAGUGGGGCCACAGUGGGGGCUCAAAGUGAACAAAGGCAUGAAUUGAAAAAAAAAAAUCUUCAAAAAUCCUGUUCAUAAGAACAAAAGGACCAUGUUUAGUCAUAUUAAUAUGCAAGAAUCCUCAGGUAGUGUAGAUUCAAGUUUGUUCAAUUCAUAGUCCCUAGGUGUAGGAAAAUAGAGUUUUACUUCAUAAAUUAUAGGAUUUUUUUUUUUUAAAUUAGCAGGGUCACAUUUAAUAAUUAAUAUGCAAAUAUUUCUAAGUUGUGCAGAUUCAAGGAUUUUUUUCAAAUUCUGGAUCUUAAGCUAAAAUUGGGAAUCAAAUUCAAAUUUCACAUAUUAAAUGUAUAUCAGAAAAAUCUCCAAGUCCAUGUUAGUCCUAUUGAAAAAUUCCCAUGUUGAGUGGGAUCAAGUUCUGCUUAAUCAGAACCAUUUUAGGCUAGGAUGGGUCACCAUAUGGUGUUUAAAUUCUUCAUAAACAAAGAGGUAAAAAAAAUAUUUUAAAAGUUUUCUUCUGAUGAACAGUGAGACUCAGGUGAGUGUUGUGGUUCAUGGGUAUCAUGUUUUUUUUCAUUGUUUGAAAGAAUUCAAGAUGUAAAAUGAUUGGAAUAAAAUUAAAACUACAAUAUAAGUAAAAUGAGUAUAAUCUUAACUAAAGAGAAAACACUGUGUUCAAAUUUUCUUUCCUUAGAUGCAGAAGUGUAUUAUCAUAGUUACAGAUAGACCUGUUAAAGAAUUUGUAUCAAAAGUUUAUAUUAAAAGUCUCAUUAAAUUACAGGAAACUGAA